AUGUCGGAGAGCGACCGUGCCUCGUUCGCCGCUUUUGAUUUGUCGCCAUUUUUCAAAAUUUUCAAAGCGUACACACUGUUCUGCGACGCCGCCGCCGCCUGCCUAUCCCUCACCACGCGCGGCCGCGCGCAUCUCACGAGCCAAACGCCGCGUCGGCAGCACAGCAGCGAGGUCAGCUUCGUAAACUUCGCCGAGGAGGCAAAGCUGGAUCUCGCCAGCCAUGCCACAGCGGCCGCGGGCGAGCGGGGCGUGUGCGCGCCACGCGCCGCCGCUUCGGCCGGAUCGCACGAGCCCCUCCUCCGCGGCUCGCCGCAGGAGAGCGGGAGCUACCCAACGCGGCCAAAGGAUAUCCACCUCGAGAACCUCGAGAGACAGGAGCCCACUAAGCUAAUCGACCCAAUGCGCCGCCGCCAGGGUGACUCGGCGGCCUUCUACAAGCGCUACGCAAGAGGCGACCCACACGGCGAGGAUGAGGCGCGAAAAAGCACAGGCAGGCAAACGGCACACUCGGCGUGUUUGCGGCUACGGCUCUAUGCUCGUGGGACGAUGGCGGCGCUUGCUCACGCCUUGGCAGCCUGGCGGGGCCUGCUGCACCACCAGGACGCUUCGGCCACACAGGCACACGCCCAGCGCGACACGUCCACCAACCGGGACGCGUCCACAGGCGCCAUCGAGAAGGGCGACCUCGUGCAGAGCGUCUACAGCUGGGCGCUCGACCUGGCGGCUUUCGAGUCCGAGGAACUGCUCGCGUCUGCACGGGGAAGCGGCGGCGGCGACGAGAUGGUUUGAUGU
This is a messenger RNA of Emiliania huxleyi CCMP1516, 792 nucleotides long. RefSeq lists its product as hypothetical. NCBI's taxonomy places the organism in Eukaryota, Haptophyta, Isochrysidales, Noelaerhabdaceae. The coding region runs from base 1 to 789 and encodes 262 amino acids. The transcript is spliced from 6 exons. The record is from RefSeq and is a predicted model, not a curated record.